CACUUUGUUGCCAAACAGCCCCUAAAAGUCGCGGUCAGCUACGUUAUACAUCGUAAUCCCCUAAGCCGGCGACCAUUGGAAGCUCGGGUCCGGCGAAUUUCGGGGCUCCGGCGCGGUUAUUCUCCUUUACCCGUUCUUUUCAUCUUCUUCUUUCCUGAUUAUCUCUCCUUGCUUUACCUGUUCUACUGCUUCUACUUCGAAUUCUCCGGGGAGGUGAGUAACUGGCGUCUGAGGAAUUGGGGGAUAAUAUGGAAAUAGGAGGAAGCGGGCAUGUUCAGCAGAAGCAACUGGAGGAUUGCACUGUUGCUAAUGCACUGGGUACAUGGUUUUUUUCGGUAGCUGGGGCUCUAAUUGCAAUCCCAGUGGGAAUAAGAAAGAAAUCUUUGGCACCUCUAGUCUUCUUUGGUACAACUGGGACAAUGCUUGACAUUAUAAUGGGUAUUAGCCAAUGUGAAAGGGAAUAUGCAGAAAGGCAGAUGAAGCUGAUGGAAGAACAAAACCUUGGCAGCAGUUCAGUUGACACAUUAGAUGUGGCUGAUUCAUAGAAUAUUUCAUAACACAAAAUUUUGAUGAAUAUUAUAAUGUUUGGGUCAUGGGUGAAAGACUAUUAUUUGAGGACAUAGAAAUACUCUAUAUGCUUUGUUUGUUGUUGCUUUUGUUUCUCCUAAAUAAUUUUGUUAUAUUUAUGAUAA
This is a messenger RNA of Dendrobium catenatum, 692 nucleotides long. RefSeq lists its product as uncharacterized. The record is from RefSeq and is a predicted model, not a curated record. The transcript has 3 exons. NCBI's taxonomy places the organism in Eukaryota, Viridiplantae, Streptophyta, Magnoliopsida, Asparagales, Orchidaceae. The coding region runs from base 249 to 545 and encodes 98 amino acids.